Hibiscus syriacus is the source of this 3941-nucleotide messenger RNA. Its product is annotated as ABC transporter B family member 2-like. Gene Ontology annotation, biological process: transmembrane transport. Gene Ontology annotation, molecular function: ABC-type transporter activity; ATP hydrolysis activity; ATP binding. Gene Ontology annotation, cellular component: membrane. The transcript has 12 exons. The record is from RefSeq and is a predicted model, not a curated record. The coding region runs from base 1 to 3852 and encodes 1283 amino acids. Lineage: Eukaryota; Viridiplantae; Streptophyta; Magnoliopsida; Malvales; Malvaceae.
AUGACAAAAGCAACCAAUAUUUGCAAUAAAAGGCCUCAUCUACUUCACAUCCUCGAUCGCUUUUCUUCAGUUCCUAAACAUUCUCUUUCAUUCAUUUUCUGCAACUUCUCUGUUGUUCUUGGGGCAAAAAUGGAACCUUCAAGUAACAAAGACAGUGAUGAUACAAAGAAGAAACAAGUAAAGGAGGAGCAUCACAAAGUUCCAUUGUCGAAGUUAUUUUCAUUUGCCGACUUUCACGACUAUGUUCUUAUGGCUUUGGGUUCCAUCGGUGCAUGCGUGCAUGGUGCAUCUGUUACGGUUUUCUUCAUCUUCUUCGGGAAACUGAUUAACGUCGUCGGAAUGGCUUAUCUCUUCCCAGAACAAGCUUCUCACAAAGUUGCCAAGUACUCAUUGGAUUUCGUGUAUCUCAGCGUGGCUAUUUUAUUCUCCUCAUGGAUAGAGGUGGCUUGCUGGAUGCAUACUGGAGAGCGACAGGCAGCGAAAAUGAGGAUGGCAUAUCUGAAGAGUAUGCUGAAUCAAGAUAUAAGUUUAUUCGACACUGAAGCUUCAACGGGAGCAGUCAUUUCUGCAAUCACAAGUGAUAUUAUUGUCGUCCAGGAUGCUCUUUCCGAGAAGGUGGGGAAUUUCAUGCACUACAUAAGCAGGUUUAUAGCGGGUUUCAGCAUUGGUUUUACCAUAGUUUGGCAAAUCAGUUUGGUUACACUGUCAAUUGUCCCUCUGAUUGCCGUCGCCGGUGGCUUUUAUGCUUAUGUAGCCACUGGUCUUAUUGCUAGAGUUCAAAACUCGUACGUCAAGGCCGGUGAAAUUGCGGAAGAGGUGAUCGGGAAUGUUCGAACAGUCCAAGCAUUUGCAGGAGAAGAAAGGGCAGUGAAAUCGUACAAAGAAGCAUUGAUGAACACUUACAAAUAUGGUAGAAAAGCUGGCUUAAUCAAGGGACUAGGAAUGGGUUCUAUGCACUGUGUGCUUUUCGUUUCCUGGGCUUUGCUCGUUUGGUUCACCAGUAUAGUGGUUCAUAAGAACAUUGCAAAUGGUGGGGAUUCUUUCACUACCAUGCUCAAUGUUGUCAUCUCCGGCAUGUCAUUAGGACUGGCAGCACCAGACAUCUCGGCAUUUAUCCGAGCAAGGGUGGCUGCGUAUCCCAUAUUUGAGAUGAUAGAGAGGAAUACCAUAAGCAAAACCGGCCACAAACUAGGCAAAGUAGAGGGUCACAUUGAAUUCAAGGACGUGUUGUUCAGUUACCCGUCUCGCCCGGAUCUCGUAAUCUUCAAUAGGUUCAACCUCAACAUACCUGCUGGCAAGAUUGUAGCUCUCGUGGGAGGGAGUGGCUCUGGCAAGAGCACAGUCAUAUCAUUGAUUGAGAGAUUUUAUGAGCCCCUUGCAGGGGAAAUUUUGUUGGAUAGGAAUAAUGUUAGGGACCUUGAUCUCAAAUGGCUUAGACAACAAAUCGGUUUGGUUAAUCAGGAGCCAGCUCUUUUCGCAACAACAAUCAGGGAGAAUAUUCUUUACGGAAAAGAUGAUGCUACACUUGAAGAGAUAAUGCGUGCCGCAAAACUCUCAGAGGCCAUUACGUUUAUUAAUAAUCUCCCUGAUAGAUUUGAGACUCAGGUUGGUGAGAGAGGAAUACAACUAUCAGGUGGACAGAAGCAAAGGGUUGCGAUAUCUCGGGCAAUAGUGAAGAAUCCAUCUAUUCUUCUACUUGAUGAAGCAACAAGUGCACUUGAUGCAGAAUCUGAGAAGAGUGUCCAGGAGGCACUUGACCGUGUGAUGGUGGGACGAACCACAGUCGUGGUGGCUCAUCGACUUUCUACUAUUAGGAAUGCAGAUGUGAUAGCUGUUGUUCAAAGUGGGAAGAUUGUAGAAACUGGCAGCCAUGAUGAGCUCAUUUCAACUCCUAACAGUGCCUAUUCGUCACUCGUUCAGCUUCAAGAGACGGCAUCACUGCAACAGUACCCCUCACAAAAUCAUCCAAUGAGUAUGCCACUCAGCUUGAGUUAUUCACGAGAAUUAUCCCGAACAAGGACAAGCUUUGGCACAAGUUUUCGUUCUGAUAAGGACUCCUUACUAAGCCGUGUAGGUGUUGAAGCAAUAGAUACAGGGAAGCCUGUUUCACCAGGAAGACUGUAUUCUAUGAUAGGGCCUGACUGGUAUUAUGGCGUCUUUGGCACCGUUGCUGCACUAAUCGCUGGAGCUCAGAUGCCUCUCUUUGCCCUUGGGGUUUCUCAGGCUCUUGUAUCCUAUUACAUGGACUGGGAAACGACGUGUCGUGAAGUCAAGAGGAUUUCCAUCCUAUUUUGCUGUGCUGCAGUGAUAACCGUCAUCAUUCAUGCUGCUGAGCACCUAUGUUUCGGUAUCAUGGGAGAGCGCCUCACUCUUCGUGUGCGUGAAGUGAUGUUUUCUGCCAUUUUGAAGAACGAAAUCGGAUGGUUUGACGACCUAAACAACUCAAGUUCCAUGCUUGCAUCACGUCUAGAGAGCGAUGCAACGUUUUUAAAAGCUGUAGUUGUCGACAGGUCAUCGGUUCUCAUUCAGAAUUUAGGUUUGAUCGUUGCUGCCUUUAUCAUUGCAUUCAUCUUAAACUGGAGAAUCACACUUGUUAUAUUGGCCACUUUCCCAUUAAUCAUAAGUGGUCACAUUAGCGAGAAACUAUUCAUGCAAGGUUAUGGAGUUAACUUAAGCAAAGCAUAUCUAAAAGCAAACAUGCUUGCCGGCGAGGCUGUCAGCAAUAUUCGAACUGUUGCCGCAUUUUCUGCUGAGGAGAAGAUCAUUGAUCUUUACGCCCAUGAGCUGGUAGAGCCCUCAAAGCGUUCGUUUAACCGUGGUCAAAUUGCUGGGAUAUUCUAUGGAAUUUCCCAGUUCUUCAUCUUCUCAUCUUAUGGCCUUGCAUUAUGGUAUGGUUCUGUGUUGAUGGGGAAGGAGCUAGCUAGCUUUAAAUCUGUGAUGAAAUCAUUUAUGGUUUUGAUUAUAACGGCACUAGCCAUGGGAGCAACUUUAGCAUUGAUUCCGGAUCUUCUAAAAGGGAACCAAAUGGUAGCAUCUGUGUUUGAGAUCAUGGACCGGAAGACGCAGGUCGCUGGGGAUACUGGAGAAGAACUCACAAAUGUGGAAGGUACAGUUGAGCUAAGGGGCGUCCAGUUUAGUUAUCCAUCGAGGCCAGAUGCAAUCAUUUUCAACGACUUUAAUCUAAAGGUGCGUUCAGGCAACAGUAUGGCCCUUGUGGGGCAAAGCGGAUCUGGUAAAAGUUCGGUUCUUGCUCUUAUACUUCGAUUCUAUGAUCCAACAGCUGGGAAAGUGAUGAUUGAUGGCAGAGACAUAAGGAAACUGAAGCUCAAGUCUCUUCGGAAACACAUUGGUCUAGUCCAACAAGAACCGGCUCUUUUCGCUGCAUCAAUUUAUGAAAACAUCCUUUAUGGAAAAGAAGGGGCUUCAGAAUCAGAAAUAAUUGAAGCAGCUAAGCUUGCCAAUGCACAUGGUUUCAUAAGUUCCCUCCCCGUGGGUUACUCGACGAAAGUUGGGGAACGGGGAGUGCAACUAUCUGGUGGUCAGAAACAGAGAGUAGCUAUUGCUCGUGCUAUUCUGAAGAAUCCGGAAAUCUUGCUACUUGAUGAAGCCACCAGUGCUCUAGACGUGGAGUCAGAGCUUGUGGUGCAACAAGCUCUCGACAGAUUAAUGAGGAAUCGAACAACAGUUAUGGUGGCACAUAGGCUGUCAACUAUUAAAAAUGCAGACAAAAUAUCGGUUAUACAAGGAGGAAAAAUAAUAGAGCAAGGGACUCAUUCUAGUCUGAUAGAAAACAAAGACAGCCCAUAUUUUAAGUUAAUCAACCUUCAGCAGCAACAGCAACUAGAACAUUGAUGUUACAAUGUCUAUAAGAUAAUAACUAUACACGAAGAAUAAACAAAUUACCAAGACAGUUUAUGCAAGGUGUUUUAUUUAAUACUACA